Molecule: messenger RNA, 3203 nt
Organism: Contarinia nasturtii (swede midge)
Lineage: Eukaryota; Metazoa; Arthropoda; Insecta; Diptera; Cecidomyiidae
Product: myb-like protein Q
Exons: 6
Coding region: 1102-2631 (509 amino acids)
Molecular function (GO): growth factor activity
Source: RefSeq, a predicted model, not a curated record
GUGCUGUUAACAUCGUCCGUUACGGCAGUUGGCGGUGAAUCAGGCAGUUGAGCGAUGAAAAAUACGUAUUUCAUUUUCACAGAGUUCUCAGUGUAAAAGCUUGUGUGUCCAAGUGCAGCCGGUACAAAAAUGUGUUGAUAUAUACUAAAAAGAAAAAUUUUAAUAUUUUUUUUUUCAUCUCCAUACAAAGUGCCACUUUUAUCGUUCAAAAUGUAAAUAAAACAACAAGAAGAAUUUAAGAAAAAAGAGAGAAAACAAAAUAUACUCGCAAAGUGCUAUUACAUUUUUUUUAUGAAAGUGUUUUGAUGCAUAUUCUUUCUUCCGUUAAAUUUUUUUCUUCAGUCUUCAUUCGAUCGAAAUUUGAGGGAAAAGUGUCCCGUUGCAAAUAAAGUUUUUGAUAUAUACUUUGAACAACAAGCAAAAAAAAAAUUAAAAUAAAAUUAUAAAUACUGGACACAAAAGUACUGAAUAACAACAACAAUAUUAAAACGAAAAGCGAAGAAGAAAACAUUAAAUGCGGCCGCUAUUUAAUCAUUACUUAUUACGUGAAAUAUGAAUUACAAAUUAUCGCGCAAAGAAAUAAGAAACAGUUUUUGAGAUUUGAGCGUCCGCGUGCGCGCGCGAGCUCUAAACUAAAAUGAUACCGCACUCUGAGGGCUGCAUCAUAAUCAUAAGUAAACCGUACGAGUCAUAUCAUGGAAGAUAUUUAAAAUUUGAAUAUUUGUGAACGUGAUACAAAAAUAAUUGUGUGGAAAUUUGAAUUGUGGAAAAAAUAUGAGGAUUAAUUGUGUGAAAGUGAAUUAACUGAAAACUGAUAAAACUUGAGCAGAAUUGAGCUGAAAUAUAAGAAAAAAGGAGCUGAAAAAAAAUCGUCUAAAACAAUUGAAACAAAAAAAAAUUCGAAGAAAACAAAAAGAAAAGAAAAUUGAUUGAUUUUACAUAUGUGGAAUAGUGGAAAAGGAAUUUUAAGAUUUUAUAUAUGCAAAACCUAAGUGAAAAUAUUGUUCAUGCAAACUUCAUUGGCAUUGGUGUACAUUGGACAAUAACCGAAUGUGACGUUACAUACAGAGCAAAUGGGUACAAUGAGGCCAAUUAAAUACGAUGAUACCACAGCUUACCGUCUAUACCAAGAUUUUGUACCUCCUGAUGGUGGUGAUUGCGGGAUCACUUUGCAGCCGAGAACAAGUCCAUUUAUAUUCAAAAUGUGCAAACAGGUUUGUUGGGAUGCACGAAGGAAAAAUUAUAGCCAACGACGAUCCAGUGACUUCACAAACAAUUUCGAUAUCGGAUCAAAUGUCAAGAGGAAGCAUAAUUUUGGGUCCGUUAAAAUUAACCCUCUUCAUCGAAGAAGCCAAGAUGUAUUUAUGCUUCAACAAAAAAUGGCGCCUGGUUCCGUCGAAAAAGCUUCACGAAUACUGUUAUUUUUACGAAAACAUGGAAGAAGGUUACCAUCGUUUCAAAUCGGUAACCGAUGACACUAAACACAUCGGAUUCACAGCAAAUGGUCGACAAAUGACCUUUCGUAAUCGUACCAUACACAAUGAGAAUUGCUACAGUUUUACCAAAAUCACGCCGAAACAAUUGAAAGCAUCAAAAACGGCAAUGUCGUCGUCGAUCAGUACAUCGUCGGCCAAACCAAAGGUAACAUACAUGGGCAGCCCAUUAAAUGGAAUGCCGGUGGGUGAAUCGCAACAUCAAAAUCAUCAUCACCACCACCACCAAAAACAACAACAACAACAUCGGCAGCAGCCGCGGAACAAACAACAUCCACAGCAGCAACAACAACAGCACCACAAGAAGCAAAGACAUCAACGCAUAAGCAAGUCGAGUAUUAUUAGUAGCGUUAGUAGCGUGAAUAGGACUAAUAAGAAUAAGACGCAAAUUAAUUUAGUAAGUAAUCAUCACCACCAAUACCAUCAGCAACAGCAGCAACAGCAACAUCAUCCUCACAACCAUCAAGAAAAACAGCAACAGCAGCAGUUGCAUCAUCGACAUCGUCAUUCGCAAAAUAAACAUCAGCUAUCAUUUCAUGACCAAACGUCGUCACCGUCAAAAAAUCAUAACUUUCAAAGCGAUCAAAGUGAACAAAAUAGCGCGGACAUUGUUGAGCAACGAAUUCGAGCGGAACGGACAUUUCGCGACAAUAUGCACAGUGUUCGCCGUAGUCAUAGUAAUUACCAUGGUACUCACAAUAGUCGUAGUUAUCAUUAUUUGCAAAAAGUUGAUGUUGCAAUGGACGAAAUGCCAACGCACCACCAGCACCAGCUAAGCAAUGAAAUGGCAGCGGUGGCAGAAGCGUUUACCGCCGACCGGUCACUAUUUACAACAACACCGGCCACCACAACCACCACCACCACCGAAAUCGACACAACCAAUGCAAUGAAUGUUGUGCCAAAUAAAAAGGAAUUUCGAAUAAAAAAGAAAUCACACCUGGACAAGCAUCUGGGUAAUACGCAAAAAUUAAACGAACCAUAUACAACAAUGCACAGACAUCGUCAUCACCAUGGCGAUUAUCAAUCGCUUACAUCGGCACAAUAUGUCGAUAAAAUGUCGAAACAUUCCAAACGCAUACAUCAUCGACGACUUGAUGAUUUGCUAAAUAGAUCAUCUGAUCCAGUAAGAUCAGUUUAACUGAAUCCACGAGCUGGACGCAUAGAUAACAUUUUAUUAGCAGUGUGUAUAUGUGCGCCUUCGUUUUAUGGCAUAUAUAUAUACCCCUCCCCCUAUUAUUCGGCUAAUCCCACCAAAAAAACAACAACAACAAUAUACAGAAAUUAUGGUGGAGCAAGCGCAACAACCUCGCUUGAUAAUGAUAAAUCCACAGCAGAAAACAGAAAUAUUUAGAAUAUUAAUCAUCAAUCAACCGUCUACAUUUCUUUUUUUGGGUGUAAUGAACAUUUUAUAAAAGAAAAAGAAAAAUGUAACAAUAAUUAGAGAAAAAAGAAAUGAAACUGAUGAAAGCUCGUUGAAAUCGAUGUCAAUCUAAGUUUAACUUAUAUAUUAUUUGCUGUAAAAUUUAAAAAAAAAAAUGAAACUAGUUACACAAACACACGCACGCGCGCGCAUACAUACACUCUUUUCUCGCUGAUAGUUUAUUUAGGUAGUACUCUCUCACUCACUCUAUUUAUUAGUUGCUAAUUUUUAUGACAAUUGCCCAUUUUCAAACACUAUAUAUUAUUCCAGUGUAUGUAAACAUUCUUAAG